AUGGCCGUAUCCCAUGGACUGCACCGGACAUGGAGGAAAGGCGAAUGGGUUUCUGGAGGGAUAGGGCGUUAUAACGGCCCUGGACUGCAAUUUUCAUCAGCAUCUAGUCCAGAAGAUCAACUUCGGAAGUUAGUGCAGUAUGAAGAAAAGAAACGUGAAUUCUGGAACAUUUACAUCUUAGACAGGAUCUUUAGCUGCUACAUGGGUAGGCCGGUUAUGCUUUCCGAUGAGGAUAUCGACGUUGAUCUGCCCUCAGAAAUUGGAGAUGCAUUACCCUCAGGUGCCGGUCUGUCCGCCCAUGUGCGUCUUAGCAAAAUAAUGGGCGACGUCGUCAACAAGGUCUACCGCGUCCGUAAAACAACAAGCGGUUUUGGGAGGGAGAUUGGUGAUGUUGUCGGAGUAAUUGAAAAUAUCCACAAUGACCUUCGGUCCUGGGAAGAAAGUCUUCCACCCGAAUUAAAACUUAUUAACGGGGUUGCUCGUGGACGCUCCGUCCUUCUUUUGCACUUCCUAUACAAUCAGUUGCAUAUCUUGACAACUAGACCUUCCCUCUUAUUAGCAGCCAAACAACGAACAGCAGCUUUUUGUGUGUCUUCAGGAAACAUUCCUCAGAUGCCACCACAUAUUGAACAGCACGUUAUCAUCUGUUCAAACGCCGCUCGUCGGAAUAUAGCCUUGGGAAGGCAACUUCAGUCUUCUGGGUGGAUAUCUCAUCACUCUUUUACGGACUAUCAUUACCUCUUCAACGCAGCCAUUGUACUUCUGCUGAGUCGUCUCUUUGGCCAAGAGAUGCAAGAAUGCACUUGUGCUACUGGUGCUUGUAGCACGCCGAGUAAUGAUGAAGAAGACAUUCAUUUUGUUAUCACCCUCCUUUCUGGAUUUGGCGAAAGAGGUAACGAGGCGGCAGCUGCAAGCGCAAAGACUGCCUCGGAGCUUAGUGUCAUUGUUGAAAGAAUGAUUUGUGCGAGAGAUAACACUCCUCCAGCUCCUGUCUCACCACAAACUCCAUAUCCCACCAACCAUGAGGUAUCAACAAUUGCUAUCAAUGGGCAAUUUGAGGUUCCCAGCUAUUUCUCAAACCAUUACAGCGUCGCAGGAAAUCCUCCUGACCCGGCAAUCGGUUACCCAACAAAACAAUUAUACCAUCAGAAUCUCGAAGUUGAGGAUGUGUAUGCGUGGCUUCAGAGCGGCCAUUUCGACAGGUGA
Morchella importuna is the source of this 1206-nucleotide messenger RNA. RefSeq lists its product as uncharacterized. The record is from RefSeq and is a predicted model, not a curated record. NCBI's taxonomy places the organism in Eukaryota, Fungi, Ascomycota, Pezizomycetes, Pezizales, Morchellaceae. Bases 1 to 1206 code for a protein of 401 amino acids. Gene Ontology annotation, cellular component: nucleus. Gene Ontology annotation, molecular function: zinc ion binding; sequence-specific DNA binding. The transcript has 5 exons. Gene Ontology annotation, biological process: DNA-templated transcription; positive regulation of transcription by RNA polymerase II.